Messenger RNA from Erinaceus europaeus (western European hedgehog), 2850 nucleotides. RefSeq names its product DNA topoisomerase III beta (gene TOP3B). Gene Ontology annotation, biological process: DNA topological change. The transcript is spliced from 18 exons. The record is from RefSeq and is a predicted model, not a curated record. NCBI's taxonomy places the organism in Eukaryota, Metazoa, Chordata, Mammalia, Eulipotyphla, Erinaceidae. Gene Ontology annotation, molecular function: DNA topoisomerase type I (single strand cut, ATP-independent) activity; DNA binding. Gene Ontology annotation, cellular component: nucleus. Bases 179 to 2767 code for a protein of 862 amino acids.
GGCUGCCGGUGGCCUCCCGGGAAGCUGGAACUGCGCGAAAGAAAGCAGUGGUGGGGCUGCGGGAUUCAGCAUUGACUGCUGUAUUGAGUGACGGAAGAGCAGUUUCUGAACAUCUUUAUUGUCCUUUGCCCUUGAAAUAUUUGUGAACCACUAGAGUUUCAGCCAGCUUUCAGACAAGAUGAAGACUGUGCUCAUGGUUGCAGAAAAGCCCUCUUUGGCCCAGUCCAUCGCCAAGAUUCUCUCUCAAGGGAACAUGUCCUCACACAAAGGGCUGAAUGGAACAUGCUCGGUGCACGAGUAUACUGGAACCUUUGCUGGCCAGACAGUCCGUUUCAAAAUGACGUCCGUCUGUGGUCAUGUGAUGACUCUGGACUUUUUGGGAAAGUACAACAAGUGGGACAAGGUGGACCCUGCAGAACUUUUCAGCCAGGCCCCCACAGAAAAGAAAGAAGCUAACCCCAAGCUGAACAUGGUGAAGUUCUUGCAGGUAGAGGGCAAAGGCUGCGACUACAUCGUGCUGUGGUUGGACUGCGACAAAGAGGGGGAGAACAUCUGCUUUGAGGUCCUGGAUACUGUGCUGCCCGUCAUGAACCAGGCCCGCAGCAAUGAGAAGACUGUGUUCCGGGCCAGGUUCAGCUCCAUCACAGACACAGACAUCUGCAAUGCCAUGGCCCGCCUGGGUGAGCCAGACCACAAUGAGGCGCUCUCGGUAGAUGCCCGGCAAGAACUGGACCUGCGCAUAGGCUGCGCCUUCACCAGGUUCCAGACCAAGUACUUCCAGGGGAAAUAUGGCAAUCUAGAUAGCUCCCUCAUCUCCUUUGGGCCUUGCCAAACCCCCACCCUGGGAUUCUGUGUGGAGAGACAUGAUAAAAUCCAGUCCUUCAAGCCAGAGACUUACUGGGUGCUGCAAGCCAAGGUUAAUGCUGAUAAAGACAGAUCCCUCCUUCUGGACUGGGACCGAGUGCGAGUGUUUGACCGGGAGAUUGCACAGAUGUUUCUAAACAUGACCAAGUCAGAGAAGGAAGCCCAGGUGGAAGCCACAAGCAAGAAAGAAAAGGCCAAGCAGAGACCCCUGGCCCUGAACACUGUGGAGAUGCUGCGUGUGGCCAGCUCUUCUCUAGGCAUGGGGCCACAGCAUGCCAUGCAGACGGCUGAGCGGCUCUACACACAAGGCUACAUCAGCUACCCCCGGACAGAGACAACUCAUUACCCUGAGAACUUUGAUCUCAAAGGUCCUCUGCGACAGCAAGCCAACCACCCCUACUGGGCUGAUACAGUGAAGCAGUUGUUAACAGAAGGUAUCAACCGCCCACGGAAAGGCCAUGAUGCUGGGGACCAUCCACCCAUCACUCCCAUGAGGUCUGCCACAGAAGCAGAAUUAGGGAGUGAGGCGUGGCGGCUCUAUGAGUACAUCACCAGACACUUCAUUGCCACUAUCAGCUAUGACUGCAAGUACCUGCAGAGCUCCAUCUCCUUCCGGAUUGGGCCUGAGCACUUCACCUGCACAGGGAAGACUGUCAUCUCUCCAGGCUUCACAGAGAUCAUGCCCUGGCAGAGCAUACCCUUGGAGGAGAGCUUGCCCACCUGCCAGCGGGGUGACGCCUUCUCUGUGGGGGAGGUGAAGUUGCUGGAGAAGCAGACAACCCCCCCUGACUACCUGACUGAGGCCGAGCUCAUCACGCUCAUGGAAAAGCAUGGCAUCGGGACGGAUGCCAGCAUUCCUGUGCACAUCAACAACAUCUGCCAGCGGAACUACGUCACCGUGGAGAGCGGGCGCCGACUCAAGCCCACCAACCUCGGCAUCGUGCUGGUGCAUGGCUACUAUAAGAUUGAUGCAGAGCUGGUGCUUCCUACCAUCCGCAGCGCAGUGGAGAAACAGCUGAAUCUGAUCGCUCAGGGCAAGGCUGACUACCGCCAGGUCCUGGGCCACACCCUGGACAUCUUCAAGAGGAAGUUCCACUAUUUUGUCGACUCUAUUGCUGGCAUGGAUGAAUUGAUGGAGGUGUCUUUUUCACCCCUGGCGGCCACAGGGAAGCCCCUCUCCCGAUGCGGGAAGUGCCACCGAUUCAUGAAAUACAUCCAGGCCAAGCCCAGCCGCCUACACUGCUCCCACUGUGAUGAGACCUACACCCUCCCCCAGAAUGGCACCAUCAAGCUCUACAAAGAGCUCCGGUGUCCACUGGAUGACUUUGAGCUGGUCCUGUGGUCAUCAGGCUCUCGGGGCAAGAGCUACCCACUGUGUCCAUAUUGUGCCAACCACCCACCUUUCCGAGACAUGAAGAAAGGCAUGGGCUGCAAUGAGUGCACUCACCCCACCUGCCAGCACUCCCUGAGCAUGCUGGGCAUCGGCCAAUGUGUGGAGUGCGAAAACGGGGUACUGGUGCUGGACCCCACCUCGGGACCCAAGUGGAAGGUGGCCUGCAACAAGUGCAAUGUGGUGGCUCACUGCUUUGAUAACGCCCACCGGGUGCGGGUGUCCCCCGAAACCUGCAGCAUCUGCGAGGCCGCCCUUCUGGACGUGGACUUCAACAAGGCCAAGUCCCCACUCCCAGGCGACGAGACGCAGCACACAGGCUGUGUCUUCUGUGACCCCAUCUUCCAGGAGCUGGUGGAGCUGAAGCAUGCAGCAUCCUGCCACCCCAUGCACCGAGGUGGCCCAGGGAGGAGGCAGGGCCGGGGGCGGGGCCGGGGCCGGCGGCCACCAGGGAAGCCCAGUGCCAGGCGGCCAAAAGACAAGAUGUCAGCCCUGGCCGCCUACUUUGUAUGACAGCCUCACAGCCCCUCUCCUGGGCUCCACACUGUUGGCUCUUUGGGCCACAGAAAUCAUUAAAACAAUCUAUCUUCUCUAGA